AUGGCCGGCAUAGUAUCAAUAGACCGCCCAUUUGGAAUCUAUUUUGAUGAUUAUUUUGUAAAAACUUAUAGCUUACUUACAGGAAAAGAUCCAAAUGAUUUUGCUUUCGUUGAAGGCGUCACGCCUCUUUCAACACUUACUCAAGUAAUCAUUAGUUGUAUUACUUAUCUUGCCGUGAUAUUCGGUGGUCAACUACUUUUAGCAAAUAGUCCAGUCAUAAAACUCAAUUCAAUUUUUCAAAUUCAUAACUUAUUGUUAACCGUAAUAUCAGGAACUUUAUUAAUACUGUUCAUUGAACAACUAUUUCCAAUCUAUUGGCGUAAUGGUCUUUAUCAUUCUAUAUGUAGCAACGAUGGAUGGACUCAACGAUUAGAGUUGUUAUAUUAUUUGAAUUAUCUUGUCAAAUAUUGGGAACUUGCAGAUACUAUGUUCUUGGUACUAAGGAAAAAAAAUCUUGAAUUCUUACAUGUUUAUCAUCAUAGCAUGACAGUGGCUUUAUGUUUUUAUCAAUUACGUGGUCGAACCACUGUGUCAUGGGUUCCGAUCACCUUAAACUUGACGGUGCAUGUGUUUAUGUAUUACUAUUAUUUUCGUGCUGCUGGAGGUGCAAGGAUUUGGUGGAAGAAAUAUCUUACAACAUUACAAAUCAUUCAAUUUAUAAUUGAUCUUUUCUUUGUGUAUUUUUGUUCUUAUACCUACUUUACUUCCACAUAUUGGCCUUGGGUGCCAAACUUUGGUUCUUGUGCUGGUGACGAGGGAGCAGCCAUUUUUGGUUGUUUACUUUUGAGUAGUUAUCUAUUAUUAUUUAUUGGAUUUUAUAACAAAACUUAUAAUUCUAAAAAUGUUACUGCUUUGAAGGGUAAAGGUAAACCUCCUUCAAAAGCUCUUAAUUAG
This is a messenger RNA of Cetraspora pellucida, 894 nucleotides long. NCBI's taxonomy places the organism in Eukaryota, Fungi, Glomeromycota, Glomeromycetes, Diversisporales, Gigasporaceae. The record is from the annotation of a GenBank genome assembly.